Molecule: messenger RNA, 780 nt
Organism: Etheostoma cragini (Arkansas darter)
Lineage: Eukaryota; Metazoa; Chordata; Actinopteri; Perciformes; Percidae
Gene: tmed4
Product: transmembrane p24 trafficking protein 4
Exons: 7
Coding region: 92-754 (220 amino acids)
Biological process (GO): intracellular protein transport; Golgi organization; endoplasmic reticulum to Golgi vesicle-mediated transport
Cellular component (GO): endoplasmic reticulum-Golgi intermediate compartment; endoplasmic reticulum; COPII-coated ER to Golgi transport vesicle
Source: RefSeq, a predicted model, not a curated record
GAAAUCCCCUUCCUUCUUCCGCAGUGGAAGAUGACGUCAUCUGGUUGCAGCAUUACAGCUUUGCUGAUGUGCGCAAAGUGAGAGAAGCUACAUGAUGCUUUCUAUCCCCGCUGCUGGAAUUGUUUUAAUACUAGCUUGGAUAUAUCCAAGUUACGCGCUCUAUUUCCACAUAGGAGAGACGGAGAAAAAAUGCUUCAUUGAAGAAAUUCCCGACGAGACCAUGGUCAUUGGUAAAUACAGGACUCAGCUGUGGGACAAGCACUCAAAUUCAUUCCUGGCAGCCACUCCUGGCCUUGGGAUGCAUGUGGAGAUCAAGGAUCCCGAUACAAAGAUUAUCCUCUCUCGUCAGUAUGGGUCGGACGGACGGUUCACCUUCACCUCCCACACGCCUGGGGAACAUCAGAUCUGUUUGCACUCAAACUCCACCAAGAUGGCUCUGUUUUCAGGAGGAAAACUGAGAGUUCAUCUGGAUAUUCAGGUGGGAGAACAUACCAACAACUACCCGGAAAUCGCAGCUAAGGACAAGCUCACCGAGCUGCAGCUGCGAGUCCGACAGCUGCUGGACCAAAUCGAACAGAUCCAGAAGGAGCAGAACUAUCAGAGGUAUCGCGAGGAGCGGUUUCGCAUGACGAGUGAGAGCACCAACCAGCGCGUCCUCUGGUGGUCCAUCGCUCAGACCCUCAUCCUCAUCGUCACCGGCGUUUGGCAGAUGAAGCACCUCAAAAGCUUCUUCGAGGCCAAGAAACUGGUGUAAUUUCUUACUCAGGGUGUGUGUGUGUG